This is a messenger RNA of Nematocida ausubeli, 834 nucleotides long. RefSeq lists its product as uncharacterized. Lineage: Eukaryota; Fungi; Microsporidia. The record is from RefSeq and is a predicted model, not a curated record. The transcript has a single exon. Bases 1 to 834 code for a protein of 277 amino acids.
AUGUCCACGAACGAAAAAAUAGACUUAAAUGCACCAUCUAGUUACCUGGGUGGCAUAGACCCAGAAUGGAUUGCAAGCGGGGAUAGCAUAAAGGGCCUGCUCCUUGGAAUGGCUUCUGCUCCCUUAUUGUUGGUUUCUGUGUACUUUUUCAAGGCCAGCCCACGGUUUUUCUCUAAGGAACACGGAAUAUCUUUGCUUGCGUAUAUGGCAUGCUCGUUCUUAGUCUCUCUUGGCGUACUAUUCUAUGGUCUUCCAGCCGUGAUAACCUCCUUUCAGAUACUUCCCAUUCUGAACCAAAUCUUUGUUAGCUCCUUCUCGCUCUCUAUUGAGUCUAUAUCCUCUAUUAUGCUUACUACACUUAGUGUAUACUUCUCUCUUAUAGGAUACAGUGGAAUUGAAAAAACCUCGUCUUUCAGCUGGAUUGCUUUGGUUCUUUUCCUUGUUGUGCUAAGUCUCUCCAUCAUGCGCCUUACUUCGCAUAGUGACUACAUCAGAAGAAGAUUUGAAAUUGAGAAAUACUCAGAUCUGCUUUGCAUGCUUGUCCUUUCCUUUGAAGGCGCCAUUGGAUUUGUGUCACUUUGCUCUUUCGCAUACCUAUUCAACAUACUCCUGCCUAUUGUUGCCUUGCUCACAAGCAUGUCAUUUUUGCUUGCCAUGGAGAAAGCCCUUUACUACUACCCAGCCACUGCAGUUAUCCCAAUUUUCACGAUUCUUGUUAGAGUAAUUGGUGCAAUAUUCUCUCUGCAAAUAUAUUCAAACGCGUACAAUGGUGCCGUGGGUUUAUCUCUAAUUCUUGGAGUAGUGUCCUCUAUUUUUCCUUUAAUAUUAGCAUAG